Molecule: messenger RNA, 1218 nt
Organism: Ilex paraguariensis (yerba mate)
Lineage: Eukaryota; Viridiplantae; Streptophyta; Magnoliopsida; Aquifoliales; Aquifoliaceae
Source: the annotation of a GenBank genome assembly
CCACAGGAUAGGAGGUAAUAUUACAUUAUUGCCCUCAACAGUGCCCUCAAUAGUGAAUACGUUACCAUUUUACUCUCCUUCUCAGACCGCCUGUCCAUUUUGCUCGUCCCCAACACUCACACAAGGCUGUUAUUUUGCUCCUGGAAGAGCUCAAAAGAAAUUGGUUCUUUAUAGGUGAAGUGACAAUUUAGAAGCUGAGAGGAUUAUCCUACAAAUCUGAAAUGAGUUUAAUCUUAAGAUUAAGGCAUAAUUUACCUCAUGGGUUCUGUAGAAAACCUUUUCUUUCUCUUGUGACUGCCAUUUAUCCGACUAACUCAAUUGGGUUAAAUCGACACUUAACUCAACCUGCAAGGAAAGUGGAAGAAGAGGAGGAAGAAGUAGAGAUUGACCAAAGAAGACUCCCCGCUGAUUAUGACCCUGCAACUUUUGAUCCUAUUGAACAUCGUAGCCCUCCAACGGAGCGGGUAUGGAGGCUUGUAGAUGAAAUAUCUGGGCUCAAAUUGGUUGAAGUUGCAGAGCUCUCCUCAAUUUUGAUGAAGAAAAUGGGCAUGAAGGAGCCGCCAAUUGUCGGGAUCAUGAAACCAGGAGCUGCUGGAAUGGCUGGGGCAGCCAUGAAGACAUCUACUGCGACCAAGGAGGAGAAGAAACCGGAGAAGACUGUUUUUGAACUAAAACUAGAGUCAUAUGAUGCUGCUUCAAAGAUCAAGAUAAUUAAGGAGGUUAGGAGUUUUACUGAGUUGGGACUCAAGGAAGCAAAGGAUUUGGUAGAGAAGGCACCUGCAGUGUUUAAAAAGGGGGUGUCAAAAGAAGAAGGUGAACAAAUAAUAGAAAAGAUGAAAGCUGUUGGCGCAAAAGUGGUUUUGGAAUGAAAUAACAAUGAGCACGGGUAUUUGCUUCCCUCUUGAAUCCUUGAAUCUUGUUAACUUCUUCUGAACUUAUCUCAUUUUGUCCCGAAAUUACAGAAAAUGAAGUGAGAUGUAUUUGAGUAUCUCUUAGAUUGUUUUUCUAAUUGAGGAAUUUUUCAUUGUUUAUUGUCGAUCUUGGUGAGCAUCGAGUUUAGAAUUCUUAAAGUCUAGUGAUAUCACUUGAACCCAGAUGAGGAAAUUUUAGGAUCUAUGUUUUCCUUUUUUUCUUCUAUUUUCCAUGGUAAAUGCUAUGAACAACACAUAAUUGAGACCAGAUUUAAACUAAGGAGUAAUGGCUACUGAUAGACUUGCU